This is a messenger RNA of Xenopus tropicalis (tropical clawed frog), 1977 nucleotides long. RefSeq names its product syndecan binding protein 2 (gene sdcbp2). Bases 827 to 1729 code for a protein of 300 amino acids. Gene Ontology annotation, cellular component: cytoplasm; nucleus; plasma membrane. The transcript has 9 exons. The record is from RefSeq and is a predicted model, not a curated record. NCBI's taxonomy places the organism in Eukaryota, Metazoa, Chordata, Amphibia, Anura, Pipidae.
AUGGACACAGGUAGAACUUUACUCAGCAGUAAAUUCUACCAUUUUAUUGUUUUUGAGCUUUGAUUCCCCCCCCCCUAUUGAGCAGGUGCCCCGGCCUGGGGCAGGAGGUUAGGGGGCGUGGCUCACUUUGCCCAGUUUGUUAACCCAUUCCUUGUCCUUUAAGCUCUGACACUCCCGAGGCUUAACCCUUAGAGCGCUGCUGAGCCGGGAGGUGAAUGCUGGGAAAUAAUAUUUAUAUUCACUAUAAUUAGCCUAACGAAGGGGGUAAUUAGUGGCAGCUGUUUCUGAUUGAGGUCAGAUCUGGGCCCGUGACUUUGGGGCGCAGCUCAUUCUUUCCGCUGUGGGCGUGGCCACUGAUAAGGCUAUUUAUAACCCCGACAUGUGACAGCUGGUAAUCAUAAUAAACUGUAGUGGGAAAUAAUGGAGCCACGCCCACAGACAAAUGGUGUUGGAGUAAAGGGUUAAUAAGGUGCCCCAUGGGCAGUAAUGGGCAGAGGGCACCAAUCUCUAUUAUACAGGUACAGGGAUAAUACAGCAGCGCUGCUCUACUUGCCCUUUAAUCCUCCAAUCUCCUAGCAGUGGGUAUGGGGCACCAUGGGGCAAUGUCUCGCCGAUACCCAGCACUGCCCCGGGAUGAGUAUAUAUAUAUAUAUAUUUAUCUAUAAGUAAUGACACCAGACUGGUUCUACUGGUUCCCUCCCUCCGUCUGAGCUCAGAGCCUUGUGACCCGACGGCGUCACUGCCCCUCCCUGGGAACCGAUAAAAGCCCUGACUGUUGUGCAACUGCCCCACAUCCACUGGGAAACUGCCACACAGCCCGGGCACCAUGUCUAUUUAUCCAUCAUUGGAGGAUCUGAAGGUGGACAGAGUCCUGCAGGCUCAGAGCACCCAAAUGGCACAACCUGCAGCAAUAACGGCAGCAAUGCCCUCGGCACCGCAGAGCAACCCAGGCCUGUACCCCAACCUGGCCGAACUGUCCAGUUACAUGGGUCUGUCCCUGACGGACGAGGAGAUCCAGCUAAACAUGGCGCUGCUGCCAGCAGGGGGCAGUGAGGUUUCAGUCCCCCCGGCCCUGAGUGGGGGCUCGCUGGCCCAGAGUGGGGGCCCGGUGGCCCCGGUGACAGGGAACGACAUGGGACUGAGACGCGCGGAGAUUAAAGUGGGGGUGCGGGAGGUGACUCUGUGUAAGGACCAGCAGGGGAAGGUGGGGCUGAGGCUGCGGGCUAUAGACAAGGGAAUCUUUGUGCAAUUGGUUCAGGCCAAUACUCCAGCCUCAUUGGUCGGUUUGCGCUUUGGGGAUCAAGUUCUACAGGUGGAUGGAGCCAGCUGUGCGGGAUGGAGCACGGAGAGAGCGCACAAAGCGCUAAAGAGAGCGUCUCAGGACAGGAUCAGUCUGAUUGUGCGAGACCGCCCCUUCCAACGGACAGUCACUCUGCAGAAAGACAGUGCGGGACACGUGGGAUUUAUUUACAAGAGAGGGCAGAUCACAUCACUCGUGAGAGACGGCUCCGCUGCCAGGAACGGACUUCUCACCAAUCACUACCUCUGUGAGAUCAACGGGCAAAAUGUCAUUGGACUCAAGGACCAGCAGGUUGGAGACAUCUUGGAAUCCUGUGGCCGCACCGUGACAGUGACAGUGAUGCCCAAUAAAAUCUAUGAGCACAUGGUGAAGAGAUUGUCCUCUGGGCUCCUGAAGAACUCAAUGGACCACUCUGUCCCCGAAGUUUGAACCCCCCCCAAAUAAUCUGUGUGGAAUGAUACGGACCCCCAGAUUCUCUGCACUUUCUAUGGGGGAGUCUGGCCCCCAGGGGUUUCCAGAAGAACCAUCUGAGCCGAUACCCCGACAUGGAACCACUGUCCCCCCCAUUCAGCCACUGGGGCCCCCCCCCAAGCCGCCAUCUUUCCUAUCCCCUCUGUGCCCUGUGUGUAUAUAAUGUACUGUAAAUUAUUGGGUCAUUAAAGGAAGAUUUAUGGGAA